AGCUGGUCGGGCUGGCUGCUGGUGAUUAAUCCGAACCGCGCCGCAGAUCAAAUUCUCUCGGAUUCCAUCUCCUACUUGGAGAAAACACGCCCCCACCCCCCAUCCCGCACCCCUUCACGCUCAUUGUUUAGGCUGGCGCGGCAGCUCUUCUCUCCUCCGCUGCCGCCGCCACAACCAAACAAAUAUUCUAGUGAAUUCUACGUUGUCAUCCCGCAUCCCAAUUACACACGUUUCUCCCCAUCACAAAAACAGCCUACAAAAAACACACUACAAGAAUUUCAUUUCAUUUAGACGUUUCACGUAUGGAUAUGAACGACGUCGAGCAAAUACCCGCGCCGCAGCCGGGUAAGUCAUCGCUGUCCUCGGAGUCAUCGCCGUGCCUGUCGCUUUCGUCCUCCGAGGAGGAGCUGCAGGACAUGCCGCUGGCGCCGCCGAAGAUGAUGAGCCGGAAGAGGCUGUGCAAGCAGCUGUCCAUGUGCGAGACGCCGCGUGACAUUGCAUGGGAGAAGCGGCGCCGGCAAAUUCUGAAGCAGGAGAGGAAGAGGAACGGAAACGGUGACUCCCCCGGCGCCGCCGCCGAACCAGAGGGAGACGACAUGAACCUGACCGACGAGGACUUGCAUGAGCUGAAAGGGUGUAUAGAGCUAGGGUUUGGGUUUAAUGAGGAAGAGGGUCAACGGUUGUGCCCCACAUUGCCGGCUCUUGACCUUUACUUUGCCGUUAACCGCCAGUUCUCGCCGAGUCCGAUCUCCUCGCCGAAUAGCAGCCGACAUUCCACGUCGUCAAUUGGUGGUGCGACGUCGUCGUUUGGUGGACUUUCAGCGUCGUUUGGAAGCCCUAGCCCUAGGAGCGACAGUGAUGGAUGGAAGAUAUGCAGCCCAGGUGAUAAUCCUCAACAGGUGAAGACCAAGUUGAGGCAUUGGGCGCAAGCAGUUGCUUGUUCAGUUAUGCAAUCUUAUUGAAAGUGUGAGAUGAGAUCAAAUUUGGUGGCAGCUUGUACAGAUCAGGGAAUAUUUAAACAGCUUCUUCUUCUCAUUCGAGUCAUCGAUCAGAUGCAUGUGGCUUGUACAGAGGAGAUUAAGGAGUACUUUUAAUUUCUAGAGAUACAUACAUACAUACAUACAGAUUUACUUAAGAAGAGAUCAGAGAGAGGAGAGAGGAGAGAGGAGAGAGGAGAGUGUGAGAGUGAGAGAAGAGAGGAGAAGAGGCUGGCUUACGCUUAUAAUUAAUUAGGGCCUCCCUCCAUGAGAACAAGUUCAUUGGCGCUCAUGAUCAUCGAGAAAAACAUUAUCAUCUUUGGUUAGAUUAUUCGAUUACAUUCAUGCUUGUUUAUUGUCCUCA
Molecule: messenger RNA, 1341 nt
Organism: Rosa rugosa (rugosa rose)
Lineage: Eukaryota; Viridiplantae; Streptophyta; Magnoliopsida; Rosales; Rosaceae
Exons: 2
Coding region: 303-962 (219 amino acids)
Source: RefSeq, a predicted model, not a curated record